Messenger RNA from Camelina sativa (false flax), 1269 nucleotides. The record is from RefSeq and is a predicted model, not a curated record. Lineage: Eukaryota; Viridiplantae; Streptophyta; Magnoliopsida; Brassicales; Brassicaceae.
AUGAGGAAAUUCACAAACCAAGCAAAUCUACAUAGACCAGCAGUUACUCGAUUUGCUACAUCAUUCAUCACACUUGCGCAGUAUCACAAGCAGAGGAAGAACUUGAGGAGUUUUGUAACUUCUGAAGAAUGGAAUGAUUCAAAGUGGCCAAAAGAUUUAGGAGCAAUGAAUGUGAAGAAGUUUAUCAUGAGCGACAGAUUUUGGCACAACGUGUUGUAUGCACUGAAGUUGACAGGGCCUCUAGUUAAGGUUCUUAGGUUGGUUGAUGGAGAGAAGAAACCAGCUAUGGGGUACAUUUAUGAAGCCAUGGAUAGGGCUAAAGAUGUCAUUGCUAAGACUUUCAAUGAGAAGGAAGAACAGUACAAAGAUGCAUUUGUAAUCAUUGAUAAGCGAUGGGAUUGUCAACUCCAUCAUCCUUUGCAUGCUGAUGGCUACUUUCUGAAUCCAGAAUUUCAGUAUAAUCUAGAGUCUGGGGUGAACUGUGAAGAGGUUAUGAAAGGUCUCUACAAUGUUAUUGGAAGGUUGGUUUCUGAACUUGCAACUCAAGAUAAGAUAGACACAGAGUUGACACUGUUUAAAAAUGUUGAAGGACUCUUUGGAAUUCCCAUGGCGAAAAGACAAAGGAAGUUAAAAGCACCAGCUGAGUGGUGGUCUUCUUAUGGAGGAUCUACACCAACACUUAGAGACUUUGCUGUAAAGGUUCUUAGUCUCACUUGUAGUGCAACUGGUUGUGAGAGAAACUGGAGUGUGUUUCAACAUCUCCAUACCAAGAAAAGGAAUCGUUUGGCUCAAGAACGGUUGAAUGAUUUGGUGUUUGUUAAGUACAAUCGCACUUUACAACGCCUUUACAAGCUGAAAGACACCAUUGAUCCAAUCAUCCUAGAAGAUAUUGAUGAUUGUAAUGAGUGGCUGGUUGGAAGAAUGGAUGAGGAGUCUACUGUUGAGUAUGAUCUAGUGUUUGAAGAUGAUGAUUCAACAUGGGAUGUGGUAAGCAAAGCAUCUGGAGCUAAUGAGCCUAACUAUCUUACUAGAGCUAAAAAACCAUCAUCACAAUCGGCAAGUAAAGCUAAGAAAGGGAAGAAUACAGCCUCAAGCUCCAAUCCUCCUCCAAGAUCAUCUCAAAGGUCAUCUACAACUCCACUGACUUUGAUUGAUGAAGAUGAUGAGAAUGAAAUUGAAGAAGACUUCACAGGAGGAGAUGGGGACACUCAAGUGGCUGUCGAAGAUGUUAAGUAUGAUGAUGAGGAGAAUCAUAGGGUGGAGUUUUAG